Molecule: messenger RNA, 1515 nt
Organism: Microdochium trichocladiopsis
Lineage: Eukaryota; Fungi; Ascomycota; Sordariomycetes; Xylariales; Microdochiaceae
Exons: 1
Coding region: 139-1350 (403 amino acids)
Biological process (GO): regulation of DNA-templated transcription
Molecular function (GO): zinc ion binding; DNA-binding transcription factor activity, RNA polymerase II-specific
Source: RefSeq, a predicted model, not a curated record
GUGCAAAGCCGCCUUACGCACCACUGCAUCAAGCACUGGAUGACUACUUAUCACACCAGCCCCUGGCGAUCUCGCAGCGGACUACCAAUCCCCGGCCCCACUACUUGUCUCUGUACUGCGCCCUAGGUUCGCAGGACCAUGUCGAUCCGCCGGAGAUCAUGUGACACCUGCUUUGCCGGCAGGCGGAAGUGCGACCUGGCCUUUCCCACAUGCGGCCGGUGCCAGCGCACGCACAAGGCCUGUCAGUAUGCGUACCCACCGCAGACGCCCGCACCGAGCGGCCCCGGCUCCUCGGAGCCCGCACCCGGGACCCCGUCCUUCAUCGGCCCGGUCGUAGAUGUGGACUUCCUCAUGCCCCUGGAGACCUCCGCAGCCGCCCCGGGGAACAGCAUGGCAGAGGUGACACAGAUGGAGACUUGGUCACAGUCUCCCGAGUUCUGGUGGGAGCAGGACCCAUCCACGACCGCAAUGCUCGAGCCGUGGAUGCCAACAAGCAUACCCAAGACCCUGGGCAUCCUGGGCGAGAUGCAGCCGCUCGUCUACGACACCAUCGACUCCCCCUGGGUGCUCUCGCAGUACCGCGAGUACCCCCGCAUGCUGGCCGAGGAGGCCGCCACACCCUUCAUCCACCAGGAUCUCUACAACCAGUACCUGCCCCAGGCCAUGCAGGCCGCCUUUGGGGUCUGUGCCGGCAGCACGCGCAUGAACGAGCGGAGCCGGUCCAUGCUCUUCCGCACGCUUGAUGCCGAGUUUGCCAAGCUGCAGAACAUCGCACCCACCGAGACCACGUUGCUGGACGACCUGGCGAGCCUGCAGGCCGUGUUGCUGUACCAGAGCAUCCGGAUCUUCAAGGGCGAUCUGCAGCAGCGCAUAGCGGCCGAACAGCAGGCACACCUUGUCGAGGCUCUCGCACUUCGCCUACUGCGGCGUGCAGACAUUGAGCUUUCCCGCAAGAACAGGACCAUCACUGACAACGACAGUGAUAAUAGCAGUGACAAAACCUGGGAAUCUUGGAUCGUCGCCGAGAGCGUGCGCCGCACCGUCUUCAUCGUCCUGAAGCUCUACGUCAUCUUCUUCCAGUUCAGAACAGGCGGCUUGUGCUACCAAUCCAAAUCGAGCAUGUGGCUCGUCCCUCUCUCGGCGCGCCCAGGCAUCUGGAAUGCGGGGAGGGACGUAUUCGCGAUGAUGCCGCCCGAGGUGGUGGACGAGACGGUCCAGCUGAAGGAGGUCCGGAAUGUUUGGGACAAGGAGCCCGGGAUGAACGAUCGGACGGACGGGUUUGAGAGGCUGGUGCUCGUUGGGUGUACCGAGACCCUGAGGGCCCCGUGGAAGGAGAUUGGAGAGGUGUGAUUAUGCUGACUUGGUAUUCGACCAACUACAUAUUUGAGCAUUCACAUUCAUGACCUUACGCUACGUUAUUCUUAUCUCACCUAGCCGAGGAUCGCUGUGUGCGUGUCCAUGCCAGCCAAAAACAAAAUCAAAAACAAGAACAAAAAAAAGCACAUACUAUCUGUC